Messenger RNA from Dictyostelium discoideum AX4, 1206 nucleotides. RefSeq lists its product as hypothetical. The transcript is spliced from 3 exons. The coding region runs from base 1 to 1206 and encodes 401 amino acids. The record is from RefSeq and is a predicted model, not a curated record. Gene Ontology annotation, molecular function: zinc ion binding. NCBI's taxonomy places the organism in Eukaryota, Evosea, Eumycetozoa, Dictyosteliales, Dictyosteliaceae.
AUGAAUAAUAUAAAUAAAUAUGAUAACAAAUGUGCUAUACAUAAAGAGCAAGAUAUUAAAAUGAUUUGUGCAAUAUGUAAGGUAGUAGUAUGUGUAGAAUGUAUUCUUAUAGAUCAUAAUGGCCAUAAAUUUGAUCGUAUUGGUGUAGAGAAUUCAAAAGAAAUCUUUGAAGAAUUUAAAAAUCAUAUUCAAAAUUUAGAUAAACAAAUUGAUAUCAAUAAUGAGUUAUUAAAUGAAUCAAAUAAUUUAUUUAAACCAUUAGAAGAUAAACAUACUGAAAAUGUAAAUACAAUCACAGAAGUAUUUAAAGAACUCUUCAAAUUAUUACAAAUCAUUGAAAUUGAUAAAAUCAAACAAUUAGUAACACUCUAUGAUGAAAAUAAAGAUAUCAAAACAAAUAUUUCAACCACUAUACAUGAUAAUUUAAAUAUUUUUAAUUUAAUUACAAAUAAAUAUAAAAAUACAAUAAAUCAAAUAAAUAUUGAUCAAAUCAUUAAUAAUAAUAAUAAUAAUUAUAAUAAUAAUAAUAAUAAUAAUAAUAAUAAUAAUAAUAAUAAUAAUAAUAAUAAUAAUAAUAAUAAUAACCAUCAACAUAUUGAAAUAUUAAAACAUUGUUGUCAAUUACAACCAUUAAUAAAAGAUAAUCAAAAUGAAAAAAAAAUCAAAGAAUUAAUGAAUCAAUAUAAAAAAGUAAAUUUUGUAAAUAAUAGUGAACAUGUUAAAAAUUUAAUUAAAGAAAUAUUUGAAAUUACUGAUGGAAAUGAAUAUCUUAUUUUUAAAGAUGAUUCUAUCAUUCCAAAUGGUACAACUCAUGUAGCGAUUGCACCAAGUGUUAAAACAGUUAAAAUAGGUUCAAUUCCAACAUCGGUUAAAUGUGUGAUAUUACUUGAUGGAUUCAAUGUUCAAUUAAAAGAAGGUAUGCUACCACAAUCAAUUAGAUAUCUAUUUGUUGGUGCAAUUAAAAAACCAUUAUUAAAAGGUUCAAUACCAAAUGGUGUUACUGAUUUGUUUUUAUUAGAUGGAUUUAAUCAAAAAAUAACUGAAAUACCCCAAUCAGCUAAUUUAUUCCUAUUUGAUACUCCUUUAACAAAUUUCCCAUUUCAAAAUUUUAUUCACAGAACUCCAAAAUAUAAACAACAACUCACUCACCCAAAAAUGAGUAAUUGGAAUGGUGUGUCAAAUUGGGAACCUAAAAUUGAACUUUAA